Molecule: messenger RNA, 5045 nt
Organism: Alligator sinensis (Chinese alligator)
Lineage: Eukaryota; Metazoa; Chordata; Crocodylia; Alligatoridae
Gene: SLC35B2
Product: solute carrier family 35 member B2
Exons: 4
Coding region: 133-1410 (425 amino acids)
Biological process (GO): transmembrane transport
Cellular component (GO): Golgi membrane; endoplasmic reticulum membrane
Molecular function (GO): 3'-phosphoadenosine 5'-phosphosulfate transmembrane transporter activity
Source: RefSeq, a predicted model, not a curated record
UGUGAAGGAGAACUGCAGAUGUGAUAGCUGGAGGCACACUCUGGGUGGUAUCCUCAAGGGCAUUAAUUCAUUUUUGGAGCCCUCCUUGUGCGGGUCACUUGGGACAUUCAGAACAAGUUGUACCUGGCUGUCAUGCUAGCUGCUCUUCCACCCAUGGCUGCCAGUGAAGCAGUACCAGCUGCCCUGCAGGACACAUGGGGGGACUUCUGGCUGUUCCGUUUCUUCAUCAAUGCUGCUGGCUAUGCAAGCAUCCUGGUGCCGGGGUACCUGCUCAUCCAGUACUUCAAGCGAAAGAAUUACCUGGAGACAGGCCGUGGCAUUUGCUUUCCUGUCAUUAAGUCAUGUGUCUUCGGUAGCGAGGCCAAGUCUGCACACCAAGAUGACAUCCCUUUAGCUGCCCGAAGUGAGCCCAUGGAGUCCUCAACAGCCCGACAAGUCUUCAAGCUGCUCUUCUGUGCUGUUGGCCUCCAGGUCUCCUACCUGACAUGGGGUGUUCUCCAGGAGCGUGUCAUGACCCGGACGUAUGGGACCACGGAGACGGAGCCAGGUGAGAAGUUUAAGGACUCGCAGUUCCUGGUCUUUAUGAACCGGAUCCUGGCCUUCACUGUGGCUGGCCUGUACUGUGCCCUGACCAAGCAGCCACGCCACGGCGCCCCCAUGUUCAAGUACUCCUUUGCCUCGCUCUCCAACAUCCUCAGCAGCUGGUGCCAGUACGAAGCCCUCAAGUACAUCAGCUUCCCCACCCAGGUGCUGGCCAAGGCCUCCAAGGUGAUCCCAGUCAUGCUCAUGGGCAAGCUGGUAUCACGCAAGAGCUACGAGUACUGGGAGUACCUCACAGCUGCGCUCAUCUCGGUGGGGGUCAGCAUGUUCCUUCUCUCCAGCGCCCCCAAUAAGCAUCUCUCCACUGUCACAACCUUCUCGGGCCUGGUCCUGCUGGCUGGCUACAUUGUGUUUGACAGCUUCACCUCCAACUGGCAGGAUGCUCUCUUCACCUACAAGAUGUCCCCCGUGCAGAUGAUGUUCGGGGUGAAUGUCUUCUCCUGCCUCUUCACCAUGGGCUCGCUCCUGGAACAGGGUGCCUUGGUGGAGUCGGCCCGCUUCAUGGCCCGUCACUCGGAGUUCACAGUCCACGCUGUGCUGCUCUCAGUCUGCUCUGCCUGUGGCCAGCUCUUCAUCUUCUACACCAUCAGCCAGUUUGGGGCGGCCGUCUUCACCAUCAUCAUGACCCUGCGCCAGGCCUUUGCUAUCCUCCUCUCCUGCCUCAUCUACGGCCAUGCUGUCACUGUGGUGGGCGGUCUGGGUGUGGCCGUUGUCUUUGUGGCUCUCUUCCUGCGGGUCUAUGCCCGCAGCCGCAUGAAGAAGCGCAGCAAGAAGCUGCCCCCUGGCGAUGCACCCAUACAGAAGGUCUAGGGGCUGCGGUGCAGACCAUGCUCUUGCCCCCCUCCUCCCCUCCCCCGUGCCAUCUCCAAUGCACUCACUUUAUUUGUCUCCUCUUCAGGAACCUACGGAGAGGCAGGGCAGGGAGUUGGUGACUCUCUUUUUCCUUCCAGCAGCUUUUCCUUGAGAAGGAGCUGGAGUGGGCCCAGCAGCAACAAGAUGCACUUACAGCUGCUGUGGCAUCUUUCUCCGUUUGCCUUAAAUAGGUCUGAGAAUUUCAGCCCCUGCCCCACCCCCAGAGAUACCCCCACCCCAGCCAAGGGAGUGGGAGCUGUCUGAUCUCAGUCCAAACUUCCCCCACCCAGAGGGCAGGAGUGUGUAACUCCCACCCUGGCUUCGCCUGUCUGUUACUUAUGUCUUCUCUGGAAGUUUAUUUAUGAGUGUGAGAGCUUUGCCUCCCAGCCUCAUCUUGCCUCCACCUACACUCCUCAUUUAUUUUGCCUCUACAGAGCCAGCUACAAGGGAAUGGCAAGAAAACACUAAUUUUUCUUGAAGAGUACCUACAGUUGUGAGGGAAGCUCCAGUCCCAAUAUGAGACACUGCAGGGGUGAGAGUGCUGGCUGGGGGGAAGCUCCCACCAACCCCCAGCAGGUGGGAAGUGGGCAGGCUCAUCCAAUGGCUGGUGCUACGUGAAACAGUUGCCCCUUCCUUUCUCAUUUGGCUUAUCAGGUCAUUUUGCCUCUUCCGUAUUUUCCACCCUGCCCACCCAACCUCGAGGUAGAGAAGUCUGCAGGCUCCAUGCCCUUCCAGAAAGUCAUUAUGGUCUUUUGUACUGCUUUUCAUUGCCAUCUACUCUCAUAGUCUCAAACUAUGACUCCCAAAAUCCCCUGGGUCCCCCUUUCAGGUGUUCUUUCUGUGGCUUUUGGCAUUUGUCAUUGUCUCCUAAAGUUCAGAGAAGCACAAAUGCCCUCCUUGUAUUCUCCUCUUCCCGUUUGCAGGAGGUGCCAGUGCCAGCCCUUCCGGGGGCCUGGCUAUGUACACAGUGCACCAGGGCCUGGAAGACAGGACAGAGGCUCACAUGUGGUUUCCUUUUUUUUUCCCCUUUGCCUGACCAGUGGUUGCAGCUCUCCCACUGGGAUGCAGGGAGCUUGAAGCCUAGCCCUGCCUCAGGGAGGGCUGGGGUUUUACCCUUUUAUUGCUGAAGUGACCUGACCCAUGAUGCAAAAGGGAAAUGGUUUUGGUACUUUUGAAAUGCAACUUUUUUCUCUUUUUAUUAAAUUAAAAAUCUGCUGCAAACUGUGCCCUCCUGGGGGCAAACACUGGUCUGAAUGCAUGCGGUGGAAAAGGGCAGUCUCUCCUGUGACCUUGAUCUAGGGACUUCAGUCUGGUUUUAGCUGAGCCUCACAAAUGCUAAUGCUAUUUCUACCCCUGAAUCUAUUGGAUUGGUCUGGUUCCUGGGAAGUGCAGUUUAGUCAUCUUCCUCCAUAGGUGCAGCCCUGCACAUGGCCUCUGCUAGCUCUGCCCUUGGCAAGUGGAGUAGGGCUGCUCUAAACCCACUGCCUCCCUGGCAUGCUGAGCCUCCUCCACUGUUGCAACAAGGCUGAAGAGGCUUGAGUCUGUCAUGGUGUUCUCAUGCAAAGCACCCAGCUGGAGGGCUGACUGCAUGAGUGGAGAUACCUCCCUGCAGCUGGGCCAGGGACCAGCUAACUCACAGAACCAGAAGGCUGGGAUGUGCAGAGACAAGAGUUGCUUUGCACCUAGGCUGUCAUAUUGGGAUGCCUUUUUUGUAAGUGCUCUGUUGCAUGGUGGUCACCAGCACUCAGGAAGAAGCUAGCAGAGAGGAAAAGUGGGCAAUGAGUAGCUGCAGUAUAAAGUGACACUUCCACAUAAUGACAGACUGAAUGGGGCAGGCCUGCUUGCUCUGCAGAGAAGAUAGGACAUAAGUGAUCUGGAGAAGGUAGCCUUUGGUUUUCCCCAGUGCCAGGGGCCGGGCAAUCAAACUGAAAGGUGGCAAGUCCCACAUCUAUCAAAGGAAGUAUUUUUUUCCCCAGGAUGCACUCUUGGCCUGGGGGACUGCUGCUCUAAGACUAGCCAGGCCAAGGUUGUGGGAGGAUUUAAAAGGGAAUGGGUACUUAUGGAUAAUGCAAUCCUUCAGAUUUACCAUGGUCCUUUAAGAACAAAAGGUUUAUAAGCCCUCCUGUAUCAGAGCAUGUCAUCCUACUGCUGGGGGAAAAGGGGUGAGAAGAAAUCUACUCCUCCCCCCCCAAACAUAUUCAGCGGAGGCCAUAGUCACAAACUGAAUAGUUUUGUACCUUCUGGCAUCAUACGGUCCCACUGAACAGUGUUUCUUCAGGGGCUUCACCUGGAAGGAGCUGGGUGAUGGCAGGCCACUGAGUUGGUGCUAGGCUUGCUGGAUAGGAGCAGCUGGGCUGGGUAGGGUGUGUGGGCAGGUUAUGGGAGGUGUAGAGAUGUGCUAGAGCAGAAAGGUUUAGCUGGAGCUGGAGAAGAACAAGCUGGAUCUGAAAGACAAGGUGCUAGAGAGACCCUGAAGAGGGAAACAGAUCUGUGGGAGGGGGAAGCUUUUUCACUGGAGCAUCAGAAGUGGAUUUCAAACUGCAGGCUUGGAAGAGGGACAGUUUUUCAUUUGCAUUCUCUGUGUGUGUGACGUUUAAGUUAGUACCAGUUUGGGAGUUCCCUAUUUUCUGCCUGGUCUUUCAGGGAGAAAAAAAAAAAAAAAAAAGCUUUUAACUGAAGAAGAGAGGACUGGAAAAUCUCGCUACAUGUUUUAUAACUGCUUUUCUAAUCAGACUUAAAGAGAAAAAAAAAAAAGAGAGAGAACAUGGAGGCUGUCUCAGCCCCCACAACCUCUCUACCCCUGACUGCUGAGAGCAAUGCCACCUCUUGAAUGCAACCUGCAGUGACUCAGCUUUAAUUCAGAUGUGUAGUCGGUGGAGAACUGCAAAUCCCAGCAUGCAGUGCACACUACAAGGACUUAGAGAAGAAGAAAGGUUGGCUGGGUUGCCUUGCAUGCUGGGAGCUAAAGCCUCUGUCCCUUUGUAUUGAGUGGAGGUUGACUGCAGUUGGCUCUGCCUGGUGCUGGCCUGCAGUCAGCACAGCACUCUCCAGCUGUCCUCAGUGGGCUGCUCGGGUGGAGAAUGACACUGCAGCAUUAUCCAGAGGUGUGGACAGGUCUGCCUGCUGAAGGUGCCCCAGCAUGUGUGCAACUGCACUGCAGGUUGAAAAUACAGGGAAGGAGAAUACCUUGCAAAGCUACUGUCCUGCAUAAAAUGACUACCUGCAGUACCCACCCUCAUCCCAAGUCCCUCAGGGUGACCAACUGUGCCAAGCAGCUGGAAGCUGGGCACUGCCUCACCACUCGAAGCUCAAGGAGCAGAAAGGGAGGCCUAAGCUAGGUGGUAUCCUGCAAGCUCCCACACACACCAUGGCACUGGAGAGGCACAGAAGCAGGUUGAAGCAGAACCUGCCUACAACACCCCUGAAGCUGAGAUCCCAGGACACCCUAUGGCAGGGGUAAGCAACCCUCAGCAUAGGUAGAAGAAUCAUAGAAGUAGGAUCGGAAGGGACCUUGUAGAUCUUCAAGUCCGACCCCCUGCCUGGGCAGGAGGGAAACGGGGCUCAAGUGACCCCAGCCAGGUAGGCAUUGAGCU